Messenger RNA from Piliocolobus tephrosceles (Ugandan red Colobus), 5725 nucleotides. It is a transcript of the gene FMNL1, whose product is annotated as formin like 1. The transcript is spliced from 26 exons. Gene Ontology annotation, cellular component: cytosol. Gene Ontology annotation, biological process: regulation of cell shape; cell migration; cortical actin cytoskeleton organization. The record is from RefSeq and is a predicted model, not a curated record. Bases 2018 to 5500 code for a protein of 1160 amino acids. Gene Ontology annotation, molecular function: small GTPase binding; actin filament binding. Lineage: Eukaryota; Metazoa; Chordata; Mammalia; Primates; Cercopithecidae.
AGAGAAGAAGAGGAAGAGGUCCUAGCUAAUCUCAAGGGCAAGGACCCAAGGGCAAGGUUCUGGUCUGUCUGGGAGGGAGAAUACGGCAGUGUUCAGGGAAUGGGUCAUUUUCCCUGCAUGCCCAAGGAGAAUCCUGCUUUGACUCACCUUGGAGGUCCCUGGUCAGGCCACGAAACCAGUGAUCACAUCUCUCACCCAUCUGGGGUGCUGGUGACCUUGGCAGAAGAAAGGCUUAAACCAGGUCAGCCUGGGGGAAGGGGCUGGCUCCUUCCAGGGUCUUCCUCCAGAUUAGAUGUUAACUUUCCAUCUCUUGCUUAAAGUCUCAGUGGCUCUGAAUGUGAGGGCAGAAGGAGGAGGAUGCUGUCAGGGGAGCGGACACUAAUGGCUCCUGACCUGGCCUAGAGAUAAUCCAGGGCUCCUUCAGCCAGCCCUCCCUCCUCAGUGCCCUGGAAGUGUAGGGAGGGGCCAGUUGGGGAUCCCCACAAAUUAAAUGGGGAAUGAGAGGAGCAACUGAAAGUCUCAAAUUCAGGCUAUAGAUGGGACCCCAGCCCUCAGGUUGCUCCCCCAUACUCUCCCAUCCUACAUGAGAUGGGCAGUGGAGGCCAGGACAGCAACUCCAAGCCAGUGUAGGUUUUGGAGGUAGACAGCGAGGAGGCUUGCUUUUGUCCUUUGUUAGUUGAGUGCCCUUGGACAGCUCAUUUACCUACUCUCGGCCUCAGUUUCUCCAUCUCUAAAAUAGGCUAUCAAUACCUACCUUCUCUGGCCAUUGUCAGGAUGAAUGAAAGAGCUCUGGAAGUAUUUCUGUAAUUAGCAGACAUCAGAGAUUGUUAUUCUCCAAGGUGAGAGGCCAGCCUAGAUCCCUGGCGGUGACAGUGUCAAGAUUCUUUUUCCCUCCUCUGCAGUGCCCGCUCCUUUUCCAGUCUUGCGGCUGGCUCUCAUCCUCCUUUCCGCAACCCCCUAGUACUCCUUGGGACCACCUUGGCUGGCCCAGCUUCUUGCAACCUGCCCUAUUCCAUAGGUGCCCGCAUUCUAAAACCUGUAGGGGUGCCCUGCACAGGCGCACGGUUGGUAGAGGUGGGACAGGUGGCGGGGGUCUCCACUGGCCUGCGUCCGCGCCCCCCACCCUGUUUAGGAGUUCCUGUUUGGAGAUGGCUCCCCCUGGUCCUCAUCUCGUCUCUGGGCUAAGCAGGGGAGGAGAGAAAUAAAAGGUGGGGGGCCUGGAAGGGGGUUCCCACCUUCUCAGUCGGGGACCCGAGAGGGGGACGCAGCCCUGGCGCGCCAACGCUGCACCACCAUGGGUCUCCGAGCCGUGCUCGCAGUCGUUGAGAUCCUCGGUGCGGAGAAGAUGUGCCCCUCCGAUCCCCAGGCCGUGACCCCUUUCACCCAGACCCGGCCAAUCCCUCGCCCCAGGCGAGCGGGAGAAUGCGGUUCUAGGACCCGGAGGCGCAGCCGAGCGCGCCGCCGCCUCGGCCUCGCCUCGGUGGCCUCCCGCUCCGGCAGGUGAAGCGGCGCCGGCCGCCCCCUCUGCAGCAGGUGAAGCGGCUCGGCAGCCCCCUCCCCGCCCACCAUGGCUGCGGGGGUCCCCAGGCCGGCGCCCGGCGCUCGCCCCCUCCCUCCAGCCCGCCCCCCUGGGGCUGGGUGCGCGGCGGCGGCGGCGAACUGCGGUUUGCGCGCACCGGGAGCGACAGCAGAAGUUCGAAAAUCGCCGAGGGGGGAGCCAGCGCCGCAGCUUCCUGCCCCCGGCCCAGCCCUCUGGCCCCGGCGGCCUGCAGCCUGACUUCCUCCCCCAACCCUGCAGCUCGCCGCCCGGUCCCUCGGACGGGGCCGCCCCGAUGGGACGCCGCGCCCCGGCUCCUGCGCGCCGCUGAGCCGAGCGCCCCUCGCCGCCGAGACCCCGCCGCCGCCACCGCCAGGCGCUGUCCCCUCGCCCCCGCCUGGGCCGGGAGCCUUGUCCCCGUCCCCCGGAAAGCUGGAUUUCCGAGGCUGGAGGCGCCUGGCUGGCUGGGUGGGGACCACCAUGGGCAACGCGGCCGGCAGCACCGAGCAGCCCGCGGGCCCCGCCGCGCCGCCCCCCAAGCAGCCCGCGCCUCCCAAGCAGCCGAUGCCCGCGGCCGGAGAGCUGGAGGAGAGGUUCAACCGCGCCCUGAACUGCAUGAACUUGCCCCCGGACAAGGUCCAGCUGCUGAGCCAGUAUGACAACGAGAAGAAGUGGGAGCUCAUCUGUGAUCAGGAGCGGUUUCAGGUCAAGAACCCCCCCGCAGCCUACAUCCAGAAACUGAAGAGCUAUGUGGAUACUGGGGGGGUCAGCCGAAAGGUAGCAGCUGAUUGGAUGUCCAACCUGGGGUUUAAGAGGCGAGUUCAGGAGUCCACGCAGGUGCUACGGGAGCUGGAGACCUCCCUGAGGACAAACCACAUUGGGUGGGUGCAAGAGUUCCUCAACGAAGAGAACCGCGGCCUGGACGUGCUCCUCGAGUACCUGGCCUUUGCCCAGUGCUCUGUCACGUAUGACAUGGAGAGCACAGACAAUGGGGCUUCCAACUCAGAGAAAAACAAGCCCCUGGAGCAGUCGGUGGAAGACCUCAGCAAGGCCCCGUCCUCCUCUGUGCCCAAAAGCCGCCACCUGACCAUCAAGUGUCCCCCUUCUCCCCGGCUGACGCCCGCCCACAGCAGGAAGGCCCUGCGGAAUUCCCGCAUCGUUAGCCAGAAGGAUGAUGUCCACGUCUGCAUUAUGUGCCUGCGUGCCAUCAUGAACUACCAGUCUGGCUUCAGCCUUGUCAUGAACCACCCAGCCUGUGUCAAUGAGAUUGCUCUGAGCCUCAACAACAAGAACCCCAGAACCAAGGCUCUGGUGCUGGAGCUGCUGGCGGCCGUGUGCUUGGUACGGGGAGGACAUGACAUCAUCCUUUCAGCCUUUGACAACUUCAAGGAGGUGUGUGGGGAGCAGCACCGCUUUGAAAAGCUGAUGGAAUAUUUCCGGAAUGAGGACAGCAACAUUGACUUCAUGGUGGCCUGCAUGCAGUUCAUCAACAUUGUGGUACACUCGGUGGAGAACAUGAACUUCCGUGUCUUCCUGCAAUAUGAGUUCACCCACUUGGGCCUGGACCUGUACUUGGAGAGGCUUCGGCUUACCGAGAGUGACAAGCUGCAGGUGCAGAUCCAGGCGUACCUGGACAAUGUUUUUGAUGUGGGGGCGCUACUGGAGGACACAGAGACCAAGAAUGCUGUGCUGGAGCACAUGGAGGAACUGCAGGAGCAGGUGGCACUGCUGACAGAGCGGCUUCGGGACGCGGAGAACGAAUCCAUGGCCAAGAUUGCAGAACUGGAAAAACAGCUAAGCCAGGCGCGCAAGGAGUUGGAGACCCUGCGGGAGCGCUUCAGCGAAUCGACCGCCAUGGGCGCCUCCAGGCGUCCCCCCGAGCCUGAGAAAGCGCCUCCCGCUGCCCCGACGCGGCCCUCGGCCCUGGAGCUGAAGGUGGAAGAGCUGGAGGAGAAGGGGUUAAUCCGUAUCCUGCGGGGGCCGGGGGAUGCUGUCUCCAUCGAGAUCCUCCCCGUCGCUGUGGCAACUCCGAGCGGCGGUGAUGCUCCGACUCCGGGGGUGCCGACCGGCUCCCCCAGCCCAGAUCUCGCACCUGCAGCGGAGCCGGCUCCCGGAGCAGCGCCGCCGCCGCCGCCCCCACUGCCCGGCCUCCCCUCCCCGCAGGAAGCCCCGCCCUCGGCGCCCCCACAGGCCCCGCCUCUCCCUGGCAGUCCGGAGCCCCCGCCGGCGCCGCCGCUGCCUGGAGACCUUCCGCCCCCACCCCCGCCACCGCCACCACCUCCGGGCACUGACGGGCCGGUGCCUCCGCCGCCGCCGCCUCCGGGAGGUCCUCCUGAUGCUUUAGGAAGACGCGACUCAGAAUUGGGCCCAGGAGUGAAGGCCAAGAAGCCCAUCCAGACCAAGUUCCGAAUGCCACUGUUGAACUGGGUGGCACUGAAACCCAGCCAGAUCACCGGCACUGUCUUCACAGAGCUCAAUGAUGAGAAGGUGCUGCAGGAGCUGGACAUGAGUGACUUUGAGGAACAGUUCAAGACCAAGUCCCAAGGCCCCAGCCUGGACCUCAGCACUCUCAAGAGUAAGGCAGCCCAGAAGGCCCCCAGCAAGGCAACACUCAUUGAGGCCAACCGGGCCAAGAACUUGGCCAUCACCUUGCGGAAGGGCAACCUGGGGGCCGAGCGCAUCUGCCAGGCCAUUGAGGCGUACGACCUUCAGGCUCUGGGCCUGGACUUCCUGGAGCUGCUGAUGCGCUUCCUGCCCACAGAGUAUGAGCGCAGCCUCAUCGCCCGCUUUGAGCGGGAGCAGCGGCCGAUGGAGGAGCUGUCGGAGGAGGACCGCUUCAUGCUACACUUCAGCCGCAUCCCGCGCCUGCCAGAGCGCAUGACCACACUCACCUUCCUGGGCAACUUCCCAGACACGGCCCAGCUGCUCAUGCCGCAACUGAAUGCCAUCAUUGCAGCCUCAAUGUCCAUCAAGUCCUCUGACAAACUCCGCCAGAUCCUGGAGAUCGUCCUGGCCUUCGGCAACUACAUGAACAGUAGCAAGCGUGGGGCAGCUUAUGGCUUCAGGCUCCAGAGCCUGGAUGCGCUGUUGGAGAUGAAGUCGACUGACCGCAAGCAGACGCUGCUGCACUACCUGGUGAAGGUCAUUGCUGAGAAGUACCCGCAACUCACAGGCUUCCACAGCGACCUGCACUUCCUGGACAAGGCAGGCUCAGUGUCCCUGGACAGUGUCCUGGCAGACGUGCGCUCCCUGCAGCGAGGCCUGGAGUUGACACAGAGGGAGUUUGUGCGACAGGAUGACUGUGUGGUGCUCAAGGAGUUCCUGAGGGCCAACUCACCCACCAUGGACAAGCUGCUGGCAGACAGCAAGACGGCUCAGGAGGCCUUUGAGUCCGUGGUGGAAUACUUCGGAGAGAACCCCAAGACCACAUCCCCAGGCCUGUUCUUCUCCCUCUUUAGCCGCUUCGUUAAGGCCUACAAGAAAGCUGAGCAAGAGGUGGAACAGUGGAAAAAAGAAGCCGCUGCCCAGGAGGCAGGCGUUGAUACCCUGGGCAAAGGGGAGCCCCCAGCACACAAGUCACCGCCAAAGGCCCGGCGGCCACAGAUGGAUCUAAUCUCUGAGCUGAAACGGAAGCAGCAGAAGGAGCCACUCAUUUAUGAGAGCGACCGUGACGGGGCCAUUGAAGACAUCAUCACAGGUAAGGGCUUGGGCAGGCCUUGGUCUUAUUCUCAGUCUGUCCUUCUAUGCUGUCUUCUGACCCAAUCCCCUACCCUCUGGGGGACUGGCUGCCACACUGCUUCUUGCUACCUUUUCUGUUUUUCUUUCCUUUUUCCUUUCUCUACUCUCCUUCACCCGCCCCACCCCCACUCAGUGAUCAAGACGGUGCCCUUCACGGCCCGUACCGGCAAGCGGACAUCCCGGCUCCUCUGUGAGGCCAGCCUGGGAGAAGAGAUGCCCCUCUAGCCCCUCAGGUACCCAGAUGACCUGGCCUCCGAUCCCACGCUGCCCACAGCCCCCGGGACCCUUGGGGGAACUGAGGCAUGCUGCCUUCUCCUGGGCCAGUGGAUGGCUGGGAUGUGAUUUGGCCGUGGGGGGGGGAGGCGGGUCUGGCAUACAUAAACGGUACCCUUGCCAUGUGCACGCAAUCUGAGUCCUUAGGAGGCUAUGUUGUGCCCUGGAGCCAUGCUC